AUGUUUCAAGCUUUCCCCGGAGACUACGACUCCGGCUCCCGGUGCAGCUCCUCACCCUCCGCCGAGUCUCAGUAUCUGUCUUCGGUGGACUCCUUCGGCAGUCCACCCACCGCCGCCGCCUCCCAGGAGUGCGCCGGUCUCGGGGAAAUGCCCGGUUCCUUCGUGCCCACGGUCACCGCGAUCACAACCAGCCAGGACCUCCAGUGGCUCGUGCAACCCACCCUCAUCUCUUCCAUGGCCCAGUCCCAGGGGCAACCACUGGCCUCCCAGCCCCCGGCUGUCGACCCCUACGACAUGCCAGGAACCAGUUACUCCACGCCGGGCAUGAGUGGCUACAGCAGUGGCGGAGCUAGUGGCAGCGGUGGGCCUUCCACCAGCGGAACCACCAGUGGACCUGGGCCUGCCCGCCCCGCCCGAGCCCGGCCUAGGAGACCCCGAGAGGAGACGCUGACUCCGGAGGAGGAGGAGAAGAGAAGGGUUCGCCGGGAACGAAACAAACUGGCAGCAGCUAAGUGUAGGAAUCGUCGGAGGGAGCUGACUGACCGGCUCCAGGCGGAGACAGAUCAGUUGGAGGAAGAAAAGGCAGAGCUGGAGUCGGAGAUCGCUGAGCUCCAAAAGGAGAAGGAGCGUCUGGAGUUUGUGCUGGUGGCCCACAAACCGGGCUGCAAGAUUCCCUACGAAGAGGGGCCGGGUCCUGGCCCGCUGGCGGAGGUGAGAGAUUUGCCGGGGUCAGCAUCCACUAAGGAAGAUGGUUUCAGCUGGCUGCUGCCGCCCCCGCCAGCACCGCCCCUGCCCUUCCAGACCAGCCAAGACGCAGCCCCCAACCUGACAGCUUCUCUCUUUACACACAGUGAAGUUCAAGUCCUCGGCGACCCCUUCCCUGUUGUUAACCCUUCGUACACUUCCUCGUUUGUCCUCACCUGCCCGGAGGUCUCCGCGUUCGCCGGCACCCAACGCCCCAGCGGCAGUGACCAGCCCACCGACCCCCUGAACUCGCCCUCCCUUCUUGCUCUGUGA
Messenger RNA from Canis lupus familiaris (dog), 1017 nucleotides. RefSeq names its product FosB proto-oncogene, AP-1 transcription factor subunit (gene FOSB). Gene Ontology annotation, molecular function: DNA-binding transcription factor activity, RNA polymerase II-specific; RNA polymerase II cis-regulatory region sequence-specific DNA binding. Gene Ontology annotation, cellular component: nucleus. Gene Ontology annotation, biological process: regulation of transcription by RNA polymerase II. NCBI's taxonomy places the organism in Eukaryota, Metazoa, Chordata, Mammalia, Carnivora, Canidae. The record is from RefSeq and is marked provisional.